This is a messenger RNA of Vollenhovia emeryi, 945 nucleotides long. Its product is annotated as chymotrypsin-1-like. Gene Ontology annotation, molecular function: serine-type endopeptidase activity. The coding region runs from base 1 to 945 and encodes 314 amino acids. Gene Ontology annotation, biological process: proteolysis. The record is from RefSeq and is a predicted model, not a curated record. The transcript is spliced from 5 exons. Lineage: Eukaryota; Metazoa; Arthropoda; Insecta; Hymenoptera; Formicidae.
AUGCAUACGUUAGGUUGUCUUGUAUUUAUGGCUGUGAUAUACACCAUUCAAGGAGGUUCGUCUCCUCAAGUCGGCAAAUUUCCAUAUCACGCUCUAAUAAGACAUAACGCUACAAAUCACUUAUGCAGCGGAUCUAUCAUCAAUAAGUUUAACGUGUUAACUUCAGCAUUGUGUGUCUGUGGGUGGGAUGAUUCUAGACCGUUAAAGAUCCAUGUCGGAACAAACUCUUUGAACGUAUCGGGAGAUGUUUAUGACGUAGAGAAUGUUGUUGUCCACGAAAAUUAUAGUCAUUCACAUACGGGCAUCGCUUUAGGAAAUCUUAAAACUGUAUAUAACGACAUCGAUUUAGGAUCUUUUAAACCUUUAUUUAACGACAUUGCUUUAGUACAUCUUAAAACUCCUAUCAAAUACAACACGCUAGUGCAACCGAUAAAUCUUAUGACAAGCGAUAAAGAUAUUGCGUUUAUAUCGUGCACAUUAUCCGGAUUUGGAAGGGCAACGUAUGGCAAUAUUACUUCGAAUAAUUUGAAAGAAAUUGAGUUAGAUGUUGGUUUGCAAGAAAUGUGCAGAAAAAUAUAUCCGAUAGUCACAAAUGCCCAUAUGUGUACUCUACGUGAACCAGAAAGGAAAUUCUGUAAGCAUUAUAUCGGUGGACCUAUAGUGGCCGAUAAAACUCAAAUUGGAAUCGCAUCUACAUCUUUCUGCGAAAAAGACAAUAUUUACGACGUUGUCACAAGAGUAUCCAGUUUUAUACCAUGGAUCUCUACGAAUUUAAAGAAUCCACUGGAUGAACCACCAAAGAAACUUCGUAAAUAUUAUAAUGUUACCAAUGUUACUGAACAUGGUAAUCCUGACAUUACCCAUGAUAACGAUGACGAUGAUGUUAGUGGUGAUGAUAGCAGUGAUGACGAUGACAGGGAUUAUGAUGGCAGUGGUGAUUGGUAA